GCCGUACGCUGCUCUGCUCCCUCCGCACGCCUGCCCGCGCCCACCAUGGCCACCGUUCAGCAGCUGGAAGGAAGAUGGCACCUGGUGGACAGUAAAGGCUUUGAUGAGUACAUGAAGGAACUAGGAGUGGGAAUAGCUUUGAGAAAAAUGGGUGCGAUGGCCAAACCAGACUGUAUCAUCUCUUGUGAUGGCAAAAACCUCACCAUAAAAACUGAGAGCACUUUGAAAACAACACAGUUUUCUUGUGUCCUGGGAGAGAAGUUUGAAGAAACUACAGCCGAUGGCAGAAAAACUCAGACUGUCUGCGACUUUAAAGACGGCGCAUUGGUUCAGCAUCAGGAAUGGGAUGGGAAGGAAAGCACAAUAACAAGAAAAUUGAAAGAUGGAAAAUUAGUGGUGGACUGCGUCAUGAAUGAUGUCACCUGUACUCGGGUCUAUGAAAAAGUAGAAUAAAAAUUCCAUCAUCACUUUGGACAGGAAUUAGCUGUGAGAAUGAACAAGCUCAGUUCAAUGAGCAAAUCUCUAUACUGCUUUUUUUUUUUUCACUACUGUGUUCAAUUAUCUUUAUCAGAAACAUUUUACAUGCAACUAUUUCAAAAUGUUGUUUUAAUUUGGAUCAUCCUUUUGGUUAAUAAAUAAAUGUGUUUGUGCUAAUA
This is a messenger RNA of Cynocephalus volans (Philippine flying lemur), 656 nucleotides long. It is a transcript of the gene FABP5, whose product is annotated as fatty acid binding protein 5. Lineage: Eukaryota; Metazoa; Chordata; Mammalia; Dermoptera; Cynocephalidae. Bases 46 to 453 code for a protein of 135 amino acids. Gene Ontology annotation, biological process: fatty acid transport. Gene Ontology annotation, cellular component: nucleus; cytosol. The record is from RefSeq and is a predicted model, not a curated record. The transcript has 4 exons. Gene Ontology annotation, molecular function: fatty acid binding.